Molecule: messenger RNA, 2199 nt
Organism: Chenopodium quinoa (quinoa)
Lineage: Eukaryota; Viridiplantae; Streptophyta; Magnoliopsida; Caryophyllales; Amaranthaceae
Product: disease resistance protein RGA2-like
Exons: 1
Coding region: 1-2199 (732 amino acids)
Biological process (GO): defense response to other organism
Molecular function (GO): ADP binding; protein binding
Source: RefSeq, a predicted model, not a curated record
AUGGCCACUGGAAUGGUUCUCAGUGUUGCUAAUACUCUGUUUGCAGCACUACAAAACAAGGAACUAAGAGAGCUAUGCUCCAGUUUUGGGUAUGAAUCCCAACUUGACAAGCUUCAGUGCACCGUCACCUCCAUCAAGGCCAUCUUCCUUGAUGCGGAAUCUAGGCAUCAGGAGCUCACCCAUGAAGAAGGCCUAAAUUGGGUUGAUAAGCUCAAGGAUGCUGUCUAUGAUGCUGACGAUUUGUUCGAUGAGUUCACCACCAUUGCUCAGCAACUCAAAAGAUUGCCCGGUGGUAAAAUCUGCAAAAAGGUACGCCGUCUCUUCUCCCCUGAGAACCAACUAGUCUCUGCAUUUAAGAUAUCUCAAGAGAUUAAGAAGCUUAGGGAGAUAUUAGAUUGUAAUCAAUCUUGGUGUAGUUAUCUGUAUGAACCUAUCAACAGAAAAGAGGAAAAAUACCCUUGUGUGUUUGAAAUGAGUAUUAUUGGGAGAGAGCCAGACAAGGAGGCUAUUGUAGGUAUGUUGUUGUCGGACUCCAAUUUUUCUGCUGAUAUUAAUCAGGAAAAUGUUUCUUUUGUGACUAUUGUGGGAAUUGGAGGGUUGGGGAAAACUGCUCUUGCCAAACUUGUCUUUAAUGAUAAUAGGAUUAAAGGGGCAUUUGGAGACUGGAUGAAGUGGGUUUGUGUGUCAGACGGAUUUGGCAUUAAAGAAAUCCUUGGUAAGCUGUUGGUAAAGAAUGAUAAUUUAGAAGUGAUGCAGAAAAAAGUACGAAAUCAGAUAGAAGGGAGAAGGUACUUGCUUGUUCUAGAUGAUGUAUGUAGUCAUGACCGGCAAAAAUGGGCAGAGUUGAGGGAGCUCUUGAGUUUAGGUGAUAAGGGGAGUAGGGUAUUGAUAACUAGCCGCUCUAUGGAGGUUGCAAAUGUUGUUGGUGACCAUCCUAUUUAUGAGCUACAAGGUCUAUCAGAAGAGAAAUCUUGGGAUUUGUUCAGGAGAAUGGCAUUCAAACAAGGGAAAGAGCAAGAAGACAAUGAUCUUGCUGUUAUAGGCAAAGAAAUUACAAAGAAAUGUGCUAAUGUUCCUCUUUCCAUACGGGUGAUAGGUAGUUUGUUGUAUGGCCAAGAUAAGAAGAAUUGGCUAUUUGUAAAAGGUAUUGAUUUGGCAAAAAUGAGACAUUCCAGACGAUGCGAUGAGAAUAGGGUAAUGUCAACAUUGAUGUUUAGCUAUCAUCAACUUACUAAUGAGUUAAAGAGUUGUUUUGGCUUUUGCUCACUUUUCCCCAAGGAUUAUGCCAUAGAAAAAGAUGUGCUAAUUAAUCUGUGGUUAGCACAAGGUUAUCUUUUUCCAAGUCAUGAAGGUCAAAGCUUGGAAGAUAUAGGUGAAGAAUAUGUUUCAAUUCUUUUGCAUAGAUGUUUUUUUUAUGACAAUGAACAAGAUGAAUGCGGUGAAGUUCUAUCAUUUAAAAUGCAUGAUCUCUUACAUGACCUUGCUUUAGAGGUUGCAGGAGCGGAGUCUUUGAUGUUGACAUCUAGUACUAUCCAUUUUGGAAAGACUAUUCGUCAUCUAUUUACUACAAGUAAUGCAUAUCUCAAUAACUGGGUUAGUCCAAGUUAUUGCUCGAAUGUUACAGUGCGUACCUUAUUCCAAUUGUACAGUCCUCUGAAAACAUCUGGGAAUGUGGCUGCAAUAAUCUUAAAUUGUAGACGAUUAAGGGUAUUGGAUUUGCAUGAUUUAGCCAUUGAAACCUUACCAAAACUAGGUAAGCUCUUACAUUUAAGGUAUCUUGAUGUUUCUGGCAACAAAAACAUGGAGAUGCUUCCUACUUCAAUUACCAAGCUUCGUAAUUUACAGAUAUUGAAAUUAUGUAACUGUAGGAAGUUAAAACAGUUACCAGAGGACGUGAGCAAACUAGUAAAUCUUAGGAUGCUGGAUUUAGACGGAUGUUACAGAUUGACUCAUAUGCCAGCAGGGAUGGAUAACUUGAAAUGCCUUCACACGCUGACAAAGUUUGUUGUGCGCGGUGAUGAUUCUAACCUUGUUAAAAAGGGUGAGAUCAUAGACUUGAAAGAUCUAGUUAACCUAAAAGGUGAUCUCUGCAUUGAAGUGCGAGAAUUUUCUGGCAAAAACGUGCCAAUUGUUACAGAAGGAGCUUAUAUAUUGAAGAAUGCACAUCUUAAGGCAUUACAAAUAACAUGUCCAAAGUGA